Messenger RNA from Cylindrotheca closterium, 720 nucleotides. Lineage: Eukaryota; Bacillariophyta; Bacillariophyceae; Bacillariales; Bacillariaceae. The record is from the annotation of a GenBank genome assembly.
AUGCCUAUUCCGGAACCCCCUGAAUCACUUCCUGGCGAAUCUACAAGCGAUGCCCAGCUCAGCGACUACGAAAAGUUGCGGGCUGCCAAGAUUGAAAAGCAUAAUGCUUUGCUCCGAUCCUUGGGGUUGAUUUCAGCGCAAGAGGAGCUCGAGUCGAAUGCUCUCGCUUGGCAUAAGUCUCUGCCCACUAAUGCAAAACGCAAGCGUCAAGAAGAUGCUACUGGGAAUCCCCAAAAGUCUUCCAAGUUGGCGGCCAAGACCGCGUUACCACCCAGUCGACAAUCGUUGCGUCAACGAGGCAAGGAACCCGACGGAAGUGAAGUUCCUCCCUCUCUGAAGGCCGAAUCCAUACAAGAAAUGCGACAAUCUCGUGUUCUAGAGUGUCGUCAAGUCCGAUUAGAGCGGGCUCGCCAAUACAAUGACAAAGUGACGAAUGGCACUGGCAAAAUGAACAGAGCGGAUGAUCCGACUGGUAAAUUAUAUGACCAUACCUAUUACAGAAUCCAAAGCAUGACUGACAAGGCUUUGGAGGGUCGUAUCAAGGCUAUUGAACGGGCUGCGGGAAAACAGUGCAUUAUCAAAAUGGCCAUAUUCAAGAGUUGCUUGCAAGAUGUCGGCAUGUGGAAGUUGGCAGAAUUGGCAGGCGGAGCUUUGGAAAGGCUGAAAGAAAGUAGCGAGAUUGAAGAAGAAAAGACAACGAAAAAGAAAGGAAAGAACUGA